AUGAGUGAUUCUCUUGAAAGUGGAAUGGGUUCCACAAGUAGCACACCUUCUAUGCCUCAUGUUAGGGUUGCACAUCAACCCACAAUGCUAGAGAUGGCUACUAAGCAAGACAAGAAAUCAUUGGGCAUGUUGGUAACUGAUUUUUUUGUCAACAAUAACAUUUCCUUCAAUGUUAUUCUAACAAAUUCUUUUAUUGAGAUGCUAAGGGGUGCAUGUGUGUAUGGUACAAGUUAUGUUGUACCUAGUUAUAGCAAUCUUCGGACCAGUUUGAUUCUUGGAAGAAAAGCAGAAAUCAUGCAAUAUGUUAGCAAUAUAAAGGCGACAUGGGGUAUCACAAGUUGCACAAUUAUGUCUAAUUCUUGGACUGACAUAAAGAAGAGGUCAUGGGUUAAUGUGAUUGCUUACUCUCCUGGGGGUGCUGUGUUUUUUAAAUGUAUUGAGUGCGGUAUAAAUAGAUUAACUUCCACAUUUCUUUUCAAUGUUGUGCAAUUUAUUUCAGAUAAUGGUUCUAACUUUUGUUUUUGUGGUGAUAUGUUGUCUGAAAAAUGGCGUCAUAUAUAUAGAACAAAUUAUGCUGCUCAUGGGAUUAAUCUACUUUUGAAAGAUAUUCACAAAAAAGUUAAAUGGGUGAGGGAAGUUAUAAAAGAUGGAAAACUUGUAAUGGAUUAUAUUCACAGGCACACAGGUCCUGUAGCAUUGAUGAGAAAAUUCACCAAUAAUAGAGAUAUCAAGCAGCCUUGCAAGACAAGGUUUGGUACUUAUUUUUUUAUGCUGCAGUCUCUUAUUGUUGUUGAGAAUGAGUUGAGGCUUUUUGUUGCAUCAUCUGAGUGGAGAGCCUUUCAAUUCAAUAAAGCUGAAAUGGCAGUAAGAACUAUUGGAAUAAUUCAAUCAGAUACAUUUUGGGAGGGGGUAAAGGAAGUUGUUGCUUUCAUGGAGCCACUUAUUCGUAUUCUUCGCCUUGCUGAUUCAGAUGGUUCUACUGUAGGUUACUUAUAUGAAGCAGCAGAAAGGGCAAAAGAAACAUUGAGAAAAUUUGUGGAGAAUGAUGGAGGGAAGUAUUUAACCAUAAUGGAUUUGUUUCAAUUUAGGUUAGAGAAGAACAUUAUUCAUCAUGUUCAUCUCUUUGGUGCACUUUUGAAUCAUUCUAUUAUGUUUGGUGGUCGAUUUGAUAUUGAUAGAACUAAAUUAUGA
Molecule: messenger RNA, 1191 nt
Organism: Macadamia integrifolia
Lineage: Eukaryota; Viridiplantae; Streptophyta; Magnoliopsida; Proteales; Proteaceae
Exons: 1
Coding region: 1-1191 (396 amino acids)
Source: RefSeq, a predicted model, not a curated record